ACAUCAUCCAUCUGAACCACCCAAGCUCGCAGCACAGACACAUACACACACACAACGGUCUUAGACCAAUCGAGAUGGCUUUCUCAAGGAUGCUGGCGAUGGCGGUUCUGGCGGCGCUGUUCAUCGGCGCGAUGUCCACGAAGGUGGAUUUGACGGUGGAGAAGGGUUCUGACGUGAAGACGCUGGUGCUGAACAUCAAGUACACGAGGCCAGGGGACACCCUGGCGGAGGUGGAGCUCCGGCAGCACGGCUCGGAGGAGUGGGAACCCAUGACGAAGAAGGGCAACCUGUGGGAGGUGAAGAGCGCCAAGCCGCUCACCGGCCCAAUGAACUUCCGCUUCCUCUCCAAGGGCGGCAUGAAGAACGUCUUCGACGAGGUCAUCCCCACCGCCUUCACGGUCGGCAAAACAUACACCCCGGAAUAUAACUGAAGAUCCAGUGAUCCAGUCCACAUCCAUCCGUCCAAGUUUGGUAACAUGGCAUGCAUGAAUCACACCUGAUGAUGCGCAUGCAUAUAUAGUAUGAAUAAGUGGUGACGCGCCUGAAUUUCUUUGAAGUGCUAUAGGAGAGGCAAAAUGAAGAAUGUGUUUGCCCUCACUUUUUUUUAACCAAAUGUAUUGGAGUUGUGAAAUAUUUAUAUUGCCUUUUUUUA
Messenger RNA from Lolium perenne, 652 nucleotides. RefSeq names its product pollen allergen Lol p 3. Gene Ontology annotation, cellular component: extracellular region. Lineage: Eukaryota; Viridiplantae; Streptophyta; Magnoliopsida; Poales; Poaceae. The record is from RefSeq and is a predicted model, not a curated record.